CUUUUGUUCCGCCCGCCCGCCCGCGCUGUCGCCCGAACGGCGGCCACUGCCGCCACCACCGCCGCCUCCUCCUCCUCGUCCCUCCUCCUCCUCCCUUCCUUCCUUCCUUCACGGGGGCGGGGGGAGGCAAUCAGAGACCGAAGAAGCCAUCGCGAAGAGAGAGCGAGAGGCGAGAGAGAGAGAGAAGGGGACGGCUCCCUCCCACCCCCCUCACCACCUCCUCUACCCAUCGCUGGCUGAGGAAUACAACAUCUCCGUGACACGAAGAGGAGGAGGAGCAGGAGGGGAGAGGCCGUUCGCAGUCCGCCUUGGGGCCGACUCGCCCCGACUCGUGCCCGUCCUCGCGAGGGCGACAAUGGACGAAUUCCAGGCGGCGGCGGCGCAGUUCCUGCCGGACGACCCGACGGCUCUCCGCGAGGCGGCGCGCAACCACAACCUCUACCACAUGUGGCGGGAGAUCUGGGCGCGCAGCGGGCGCGUCACCAAGGAGUGGAACCCCUAUGGGCUGGAGAGCCCCCAGGCCGACCCCAUGCCCAGCAUGCCCAAGGGCCCUGGGCCCGGGCCGGGCGCCCCCUGCGUGGCCCAGAUGGGCAAGGAGAGCCCCAUGUCGGCGGGCGUCCACGGCAUGCAGCCGCCGCCUCCGCCGCUCAGCGUCGGCAUGGACAAGGCCAAGGACCCCGACCCCAUGCCGGAGUUCCCGGCCGCCAGCCCCCCCAGUUUCCCGAGCAUCAUGGGUGGCCUGCGCCUGACGCAGAGCCCCCGCGCCCGCAAGACGCGCUCGGAGCAGCAGGUGCCGCUCGGGGAAGAAGCCGGCUCUCACGUCAUGUCAAGCUGCCCGGCCCCUGACCCACAACAACAGCAGCAGCAGCAGCAACAGCAGCAACAACAACAACAGCAGCAGCAACAACAGCAGCAGCAGCAGCAACAGCAGCAGCCGACACAGACCGGCACCCCGGGGCCCACCGUGGAGCCGCUCGACUGCGGCGCCGACACCGGAGCCGGCCCCAACGGCGGCGGCGUGGACGGCCCCGGCGGCCCCGGCGGCGGCGGUGGGGGGGGCGGCGGGGGGGGCGGCGCGGUGGGCGGAGUGGUGGGCGGCGUGGUGGGCGGCGUGGUGGGCGGCGUGCUGGUGAGCAAGGACGGGGGGGGUGCCGCGGCCUGCGAGCUGCUUCCCCGGCGCUCGUCGCACGUCAAGGAGAAGCGCUACAAGUGCGCCGACUGCGGCAAGCUCUUCCGCCAGUCCACCGACCUGUUCCGCCACCAGUCGCUGCACACGGGCGAGCGGCCCUUCCAGUGCGACCAGUGCGGCAAGAGCUUCGCGCUGACGCGGGACCUGGCGCGCCACCAGCGCACGCACACCGACGAGCGCCCCUACGUGUGCGAGCAGUGCGGCAAGAACUUCCGCCUGCCCGAGGAUGUGCUCAAGCACCAGCGCAUCCACACGGACAAGAAGCCGUACCAGUGCGACACGUGCGGCAAGGCGUUCCUGCGCUCGCACGAGCUGCUGAGUCACCAGCGCGUUCACACAGGUGAGCGGCCGUACCGCUGCGACAAGUGCGGAAAGACCUUCCGCUGGUCGCACAGCCUCAUCGGGCACAAGCGCACGCACAGCGCCGAGAAGAGCUUCCACUGCCGCACGUGCGGAAAGAUGUACAAGCACCGCGCCUCUCUGGCCCUGCACCAGAAGUCGCACAAGUCCGGCGCGCAGCCGGGCGGCGUGGCCGGCGCCGACGUGCGGGACAAGCCGCCCGCGUUUCCCGACGCCUCCCCCAACAGCUUCCACUCGGACUUCGGGCAAGGAAGCCAGGGCGGGGAAGGCGGGUGA
Molecule: messenger RNA, 1825 nt
Organism: Lethenteron reissneri (Far Eastern brook lamprey)
Lineage: Eukaryota; Metazoa; Chordata; Hyperoartia; Petromyzontiformes; Petromyzontidae
Product: zinc finger protein 696-like
Biological process (GO): embryo development; regulation of transcription by RNA polymerase II
Cellular component (GO): nucleus
Molecular function (GO): DNA-binding transcription factor activity, RNA polymerase II-specific; RNA polymerase II transcription regulatory region sequence-specific DNA binding
Source: RefSeq, a predicted model, not a curated record